Messenger RNA from Lindgomyces ingoldianus, 540 nucleotides. RefSeq lists its product as uncharacterized. The transcript has 3 exons. The annotation marks the transcript as partial. The record is from RefSeq and is a predicted model, not a curated record. Lineage: Eukaryota; Fungi; Ascomycota; Dothideomycetes; Pleosporales; Lindgomycetaceae.
UAUGCGGGCAGUAUUCUCUUCUUGGCCUCUCUCGCAUUUGCGAAGACCUCUCUCUGCGCCAGCUUCCUUGCGCUUUCCCCGGACGAGCGACAUCGUAAAGUGACGUACAGUCUCGGUGGUCUAAUAAUACUCUGGGCAAUAUCAUCAAUUUUCACAGCAGUGUUCCAAUGUGGGCCAAAACUCCCAUGGAAUACUGAUCAUAGCAAGUGCAUCAAUGAGAAAGCAUUUCUCGAAUAUUCGGGCGCCACAAACGCACUGACAGAUCUCCUCCUAGUCUGCCUCCCAGUCUGGAUAAUCUACCCUCUCCAAAUGCCCAUCAAAACGCGCUUAACUGUGAUAUCUUUCUUCAUAUCGAGAAUCUUGGUCAUCGUAGCAACAAUUUUCCAAAUGAUCUACACCCGCCGUCUCUUCACCCACAACUGGACCCACGCAUCGGUGACAUACCUGCUCUGCACGCAGAUUCUCCAACUCCUUAGUAUCUCAACCGUGUGUGUCGCGUACUUUUGGCCGUUUAUGAAAAGUUUGAGAUCGGGACUUAUG